Molecule: messenger RNA, 4497 nt
Organism: Lacerta agilis (Sand lizard)
Lineage: Eukaryota; Metazoa; Chordata; Lepidosauria; Squamata; Lacertidae
Gene: CEP164
Product: centrosomal protein 164
Exons: 31
Coding region: 144-4406 (1420 amino acids)
Molecular function (GO): protein binding
Source: RefSeq, a predicted model, not a curated record
UGGAUGCCGGAAGUGAAUCCGGAGCGGUGCAACUGCCCUGGGUAGCCAUGGCAACUGCAGAGCCGCGCGCCUGGUUGCCUGGGCCCGGCGUUCGCGCUGAGGCCCCGCACCGGAGCGGGGUGUAAGCAGACUCCGCUCCGGGGAUGGCCAUGGCUGCGCCUGCAAUACGGAUCGGCGACCAACUCAUUCUGGAAGAGGACUACGAUGAAACCUACAUCCCCAGCGAGCAAGAAAUCAAUGAGUUUGCUCGAGUGAUUGGGAUCGACCCGGAGGUUGAGCCAGAGCUGAUGUGGCUGGCCCGAGAAGGCAUUGUGGCCCCUUUGCCUGCUGAAUGGAAACCUUGCCAAGAUAUCACAGGGGACAUCUAUUACUUCAACUUUGCCAAUGGUCAGUCAACGUGGGAACAUCCAUGUGAUGAGCGCUACCGACAGCUUGUUGUCCAGGAGAGGGAGAAGCUCCUGGAUCAGGGAGGUCUCAAGAAGAAAGAGAAGAAGAAGAAAAAGGAGAAGAAAGAGAAAAAAGAGAAAAAAGAGAAAGACCUGCUGAAACAUCCAGUUGAGACGCAGUCAGAGCCGGGGAUUCUUCCUUCAACAUCCUUUUAUAGAGUGUCAUCCCCUGUCCUGUCAUCAGGCCACGCAAGUCCUGAGCUGGAGCACCAGGGCAGCUUCAUGACAAGGAAUGAACUCUUCCUGAAGAACCGCAAAGGAAAGGCUUCAGGGAUGUCUCCUGAUCCAAGUGACCCACCCCGGCUGCACUCGGGUCCUAUCCCUAGUAAGCUGCAACCUAUUCUGCCAGCCAAGUCAACCCCACGGACUCGCCAGAUCCUGGCAGACGUGGAGAAGAUUCUUGGAAGAGCUUCAUCUUCUAGCAAACCAAACCAGUCAUGCCAAGAUGUGACAGCAGAAAUCAGAAGUACAGCUGCUUGUGUUUUUUCAGAUUCAGAACCUGAUUUAGAUGGCUCCAAGAUUGCUGUGCCACUUUUCCAAGCGCUGAAGGAACCUACUGAUGAUAGGACUGUGCUAGCCCUGGAAACACCGAAGUCUCCAGGACCUAUACUAGCCCCUGUCCAGUCUCCCCUGGGGAGCCUUGCUCCAUUACGUGGGUUUGUGGAUGCUCCAGUCAGUGCACCCUGCAACUUACAAAAUACAAAUGGGAGAAGUGCCGUGGAACCGAAGGCACCAGCACAUACUAUCACAAUGCUUGGCAGUUGCAAGAAAAGUCUGUUUCAAUCUGUGGACGAAGAAGAGGAAGCAUCCUUAAACCAGCUGACUCCUAAUGGGGCAGAAAAGGAAGAUUGCAGCAAUGAGAGUCCUCGUGGGACAGGUGGGCUUCUCAAGAACCUGCAUAUGGAUGUUAGUGCCCUUGGUGCCAGCUUUGACAAUGAGGUUUCUGAAGGCAGCAAUGCAAUGAAGGAAUGGCAGGUUUCUGACCACUUGGACCCUGAGCCGCAUAGCACUGUGAGCCCAAGCUUGGAAAACAUCAUGGAUGUGUUGCCUCCAGUCCCGGGAACUCCAAAGUUUGCAGUGAGCAGAGCCAUGGUUGAAAGCACUUGGAAGGAACAGACUAAUGACUGGUCAGGACAGGAGAAGGACCAAAGCAAAGGCAGCCUAGCAGAGGAGAAAAGCCAAGGAUCAGCUAAGAGGGAGAGGUGCAAAAGCUGCCCGAGUGGUUCUGAAGCGUCUGAAAAGAAGGCAGCCUUGGUAGGUUCUGGCGCCUUAGAAACGAAGAUGAGAAUUGAGCACCGGCUGGUGAACCUGAAUGAGCGAGACCCAUCCUGCAAAGAGAAUUUUGAGGCUGAGGGUAAGCAAAUGCCCUGGGAAAAGCAUGCUGGGGAUUCCCUUGAGGAAAUAACCAAAGCGCAUCACACUUUGCUGGAACAAGCAAAAAUACAUUUGCUGCAAGAAAAACAGACUCGAAUCCAGCAGCUGCAGGAAGAACUACAGCAAGAAGAGGAGCAAGAGAUCCAGAUGCUCCAUCAGCAGAAAAAGGAUGCUCUCCAAUCAUUAAAAGCUGAGUUGGAGGCUGCUAGGCAGAAGGAGGAGGAGCGCUUGAGGAAGGAGCUGGAAGACGAACUUCUGAAACUCCAAACCCAGAUCCAUUCUGAAGCAGAGGCAGAGAAGGCGAGAAUCAGGCUGGCCCAGGAGGCUGCUCUGCAGAAGCUCAGAGAGGAACUGGAAUCCUUUCAGAAGUCUGAAGAGGAUGAACUGAAGGUGCAGAAGCAGCUUUCUCUGGAAAGGGUGAAAAAGGAAGCAGAAGCUGUUGAGCAGGCAGAACAAAUGGAACUGGAGCAGGAGAUCAAAAGAACCUUCAAUGAGCUGAAGAAGAGGCUGGCCAAAGAAAAUGAAAUGGCUAUGCAGGAACUAAAGGAACAGUUUGCAGAAGAGAUUCAGCUGCAGAAAUCUGCAGCAAAAGAAGAACACGAAAAGGUUGUCUCAGCUCUCCAGAUGCAGAUAGCAGAAGCCCAUAAAAGGGAGGAGGCAGAAUUACAGAAACAAUUGGAGAGUUCAGAGCAAAAUGUUCAGCAGAAGAGGAAUCAGGUGGCCGAGUAUGAGCGAGAGCUUAGUGACCUCCUGAAGGAGAAGCGCCAGGAAGUUGAGCGCAACCAUGCGAGGCAGCUGGAAAAGAUGCAAGAGGCACACAGGGAAACCAUAGCCGAGAUCCAGGCACAAAACGAGGAUGAGGAGAGGAAGAAGAGGACUGAGCUGCUGGCAACCCUGCAAAGCGAGCAGGAGCGUUUAGAGCUGAACCAUAAAGCAGAGCUGGAUGCCUUGCAGAAAAAGCAGGCCGAACAGUUGAAGGAGUUGCACAAGAGUCAUUCGGACCAGGAGCAAAAGGUCCAGAGCAUGAAAUCAGAACUGGAGCUCCAAGCCAAGGAUAUGGAGGCAAGACUCUCCCAGCUCCAUGCCCAGGAGGAGAACCUGAGGAAGAAAAGGCAGCAGGUGCUGGAGCAAGAAAAGGAGCUGGAGCAAGAAAGAAAUGAAGCAGCUUUGGCAGCUCAGCGCCGCCUCGAGGAAUCCCAAAAAGAGCAGGAGGAUCUUGCGGAGACAACACGGCAGCUGCGUGGGGAUCUGGCGGAGCUUCAGGACCAGAAAUCAGAGCUGGAAUCCCAGGUGGAGAUGCUACAGCUACAGAGUCAGCAGCUGCAGAAGAGGGUCAGUGAACUGGAGACAGCCAUCGAGAGCAGGCAAGAGCUGCUGAAUAAGGUGGAGGUGGGAAGCAGCAAGACGUCUCCAGAGAAAAAGGAGGAAGCCCUCCGGGUUGAGGACCUGAAAGAGAGCGCCCAAGCGCCCUCCCCUGGAGAGAUGUCGACUUCAAAGGGCAAUGAAGAAAGGAGUGUCCUCCUGGAACAGGUGCAGCGCACCGUUUUUGCCGAAGGAGCUACCUUGAAGACAGCCAAGGAGUUCUUGGUGCGCAAUACUCGCUCCAUGCACAGGAGGCAAACUGCCUUGAGAGCAGCAAAGCAGCAUUGGUCUUUCGACCCGCAGAAGGCACCAGGGACCGCUCAAGACUUUGGCCGCUUCCAGCGGCUGGAUGGCGUACGCAAGAGCCUGGAAACGGAAGAGAAGACGCUAGAUGAGAUGAACUCCACCAUGCAGAAGGGGAAAGGGCUGGUGAAGCAGACCGAGGAGGUGCUGAGCCAGCUGAUGUCCUCGCUGGAAGAGCUCUCUGAUGAAGAUACACUGAAGGGAAUGGCCUGCAAGAAGGUGGUGACCUUUGAUGUCACUGACUCAGAAAACACCAGCGGUGUGAUGAACACGGAUGAACCUCUCCGCAAAGUGGCUGACAUGAAACCGGACCACCAGUUCCUUCCCUUUGAUGAGAUCCAGUACCUGGCCAACUCGCUGCAGCGCCUCACCAGUGACCUGAUGGUUGUCCUCCAGCACCUGAGUUCCUUCUGCAACCAGCCACUUCCCCUCUUCACUUCCACCCAGGGUCCCGCCUCCACAUUGCCUAGAGAUAGAGUUCCCCUUGCUACCUGUAACCCUCUGGCAGAUUCCCAUUCUGCCACACCGUCUGCACCCAACACUCUCCCCCAGUGGGUCUGGGCUGGCUCAGGUCCCAGCCCCUCUGCUCCGGCAGGCCAGUCAGUGGACGCCAUGCUGAUGGAAAAGUGGCGCAAGUAUUUCCCAGGCAGGUUCCCUUUGUCCUGUGGAAGUCCUGGACCUCUGGACGGCACGCUGGGCUACGUAUCACCUGGUGAGCAAGUCCGCCUGCUCCAGCGCCGUGGGGCGGAGAAGCCGAACAUCCAGAGCAUGAUCGAAGCCAACAAGAAAUGGCUAGAAAGCUUCAAACAGGAUUCCAGAGUCCCUCUCCUGCCAAGUCCCUCAAAGCCCUUGACCAGCAGCACUGGUUUGCUGCAGCUCAGACUGGACAAGAGCAACCGACUCGAGGUCUACAACUUCUGAACAACGGGGCGCAGUCCAGCUGAAAGGCAGUUCCCAGCAGCAAAGACUUGGGAGUUCUCCCUGCUUGACAAUACAUGGCAUUUCCCCUGUA